This is a messenger RNA of Cucurbita pepo subsp. pepo (vegetable marrow), 1136 nucleotides long. RefSeq names its product proteasome subunit alpha type-5. The record is from RefSeq and is a predicted model, not a curated record. Gene Ontology annotation, cellular component: proteasome core complex, alpha-subunit complex; proteasome core complex. Gene Ontology annotation, biological process: proteasome-mediated ubiquitin-dependent protein catabolic process. NCBI's taxonomy places the organism in Eukaryota, Viridiplantae, Streptophyta, Magnoliopsida, Cucurbitales, Cucurbitaceae.
GCAAGAAAGGGUCUGCUUAAAGCUUACUGAACAAAGCUGUUUGUUGCUGCUUCUUCUUCUUCAUUUUUCUUCAUUGUUGCAGAAUCUAGCGGGUUUCUUCAAUUGAAUCGCAAAAUGUUUCUGACCAGGACUGAGUAUGAUAGGGGUGUGAAUACCUUCUCUCCUGAAGGUCGAUUGUUCCAGGUUGAGUACGCCAUUGAAGCUAUUAAGCUUGGUUCGACUGCAAUUGGUUUGAAAACAAAGGAGGGCGUUGUGCUUGCUGUUGAGAAACGUAUUACAUCCCCACUACUGGAACCAAGUAGCGUGGAAAAAAUCAUGGAAAUUGAUGAGCAUAUAGGAUGUGCAAUGAGUGGAUUAAUUGCUGAUGCUCACACACUUGUUGAACAUGCUCGAGUUGAGACCCAGAACCAUCGGUUCUCAUAUGGUGAACCAAUGACUGUGGAGUCUACAACUCAAGCUCUUUGUGAUCUAGCCCUAAGAUUUGGUGAAGGCGAUGAGGAGUCCAUGUCUCGACCAUUUGGUGUAGCUCUUCUCAUUGCCGGCCAUGAUGAGAAGGGUCCCAGCUUAUUCUACACUGAUCCAUCUGGCACUUUCUGGCAAUGCAAUGCUAAAGCUAUCGGUUCAGGUUCUGAAGGUGCAGAUAGUUCUCUGCAAGAGCAAUACAACAAGGACCUAACUCUUAAAGAAGCUGAAACCAUAGCACUGUCUAUUCUGAAGCAAGUUAUGGAAGAGAAGGUGACUCCCAACAAUGUCGAUAUCGCGAAGGUGGCUCCGACAUAUCAUCUGUACACUCCUGCAGAGGUGGAGGCAGUCAUUAGCCGGCUAUGAGAAGAGGUUCUUUUGAAAAUCUUCCCAGCUGUUAUGUUUCUUGUCACUGGCUUGUAUUUGUACACUCUUUGUCUGGUGAGGGAGAAUCUCAGGUUUUUGGCUACUUUCGACGCUAUUGGUGAUGUGUUUAUCGAUUAAUUAUGGGACAUUCUUGAUGGUUUAUUCCGAACUUUAGACGCACAGUUUGAUUAGUCCUUUUACGAAAGCUCUGAACACGAUUCUUAUGCGCCAUUUCGUUUCAAAACGUGAAAAUAUCUUGUGGCAAAUAGGAAACAUUCGAGUUAGCAGCAUGCAAAUUCAUGUCUCUA